ACAAACAAUACGAGACUGGAAUAGAAGGGAGAACCGAUAGAGGUACUCAAGGUACCCUCCGCCACACACCGUCAGGUGGCUUGCGGAGUAUGGAUGUAGAUGUAGAUGUAGAUUCUGUGGGAGCCCUCUCAAUUUGUGUGUGUGACACAAUAACAAAUUAAUUGCAGAAUAUAUUAAAAUCUGUAUGUUUUCAUAACUUAGGGUAAAUGAAAAAUAGUUCUGAAUAGCACAAGGUAACUGUCAAAGUCUGUUAUAUUGUUAUCGCAUCUAAGCUACACAGAACAUACCAGUGGUGCAGUAAAGCUUGCACCACCUGCAUGUAUUAAGCUACUAGGUGGUGGAGAAGAAAAUGGGGGUUGAUGCUGUGAGUGUAAGAGAAUGCAAUGUCAUAGCCUACUUGAUCUAAUGAUAUAAAGGUAUCAUACUGAACUAACUCUGAUAGAGAGCCUUGGAAGUCCGAUAUCAUAAAUAAAUUUUUGCAGUAGUUUAUUUUUAUUUGUACACACACACCUUCAAAUACUUCCUUCUGAAGCUGUGACUUGGCUGAUCUAUCAAGGUUAUCCUUAGGCGUUUCAUAGCCCAGUGCAAUAAGUGAAAGAUUAGUCCUACAAAUGAUAAUACUCAACCACACUGAGCUUGUAUCAUGGACAAAUAUACAUACAAGGAGAGGACGCCUAUCCAUCAUUGCCGAAUUCGUCCAAAUUCGUGGUACGUCUUCGGCGAGGUGAGACAUAAUGGUGCCCCAAGUGGGAACUUCAGAUGGCCAACUGUUUAGGAAAUAAAAGGAUUUUGAUAUGGAUCUAACAUCCUGUGCGCCUUAUCAAUUGUCCCUGUGAUACUGUGUUCAGGAAGUGAUGUUUGGUUAAGCAGUAAGAGAACGGAUUCAUAUUGAAAGGGUUGUCGGUUCGACUCUAGCCAGUGGCAGGUAUUUUUGUGGUCCUUGGCAACACGUACAUUACUGACGUCACAAUUAACUGCACCGUCGUAUAGGUUAUUUUGCAUUUCUGUUUGCACAACAUCAGCAUGGGACGUCAGUCUUUAAAACAAGCGCAUUAUCUUGCAAACUUGGAGUUGUGAACAGUCCAUAAGGUGCAAACACGAAUAAUCAUAUACAGUGAGUUUAAUUUGACCUUGGUGGUACUGUCGGCACAAACACCCCCGACAAUGCCGGCCUGAACGACAGGCAGGUAUAUAAAGGUCGCCACCAGACAACAGAUCACCACCAUCAUACAUUCAGGUUCCGUGUACAUACUGUGCUGCUGAUUGUAUACUGUGCUACGUGUACUGGACUCUUGCUUGUGGAUACUUGCUGUGGUCGUGGUGAUUUUCAUGCUUAUUAUGACCGUGCUUUGAACAGGUAUCGCUGUUUGUGUCGUGAACUUUGCCAUUGUCAUAUCCAUUAAUUGUCAGACAAUGUCUUGUUGUAUUGAUUUACAAUAUUUAAGGGACAACACUAGCCAGGUAACUCAUUCACCUGCUUGCUCUUGACCAGGUAAUGUUAAUAUUGCGAGAUUAGUGUGUGAAUAUUCUGGGAAAUAUCGCAAUCAUUGCAGACAAAACAACUGUACCUGAGAACAAUGGAGGAAAAUACUGUGGAAAGAUCGAAAAUGUUGGACAAAAGGGAAAAUCAUAACAUGCCUCGAACAUUGGUAGAUAAAGAAAAGGAGCCAGAAGAUAAUAGCCUCCACAGUGAUCCAUCAGAGCGACGAUUGAAGACUGUGCAGGAUUUAUGUUUGCAGCAUUUGACCGAAGAGGAUCUGACCACAUUAGGAAGUUCCACAGUAAUAACCGAAGAACACAUUCAAAUGGCAAAUAAAAUACACCGGAAAAUACUAGACAUUUUGUCGGAAUAUACAUUCUUGUGCGAUCAGGAGUUGAUUCGAUGCGACGACAUUUCCAAAGAAUGUGAAUAUGCAGACAUGAAGGGUGGCAUUACAUCAGGUGAUGACUAUGAAUCCAAUCUUAAAAAAUGAAAGAAGAUCCAGUAUCUGUUCCACUGGAUUACAAAAUAAUGAUGGUUAAUCUUGCAAAAACAUGUCCAAAGUGGAAGUUGAAGAGUCUGCAAACAGAAGGUGCAUCUCGCUUGAAGCAUAUGCAGGAUUUGAAAAUUUGGGAAGAACAUAUUAAACAGGGUGGAACUCCGAACAACAAAUAUCACAUAAUUUAUUCCUGGUCAUAUUAUCACUUCGUAGAAGCAUGUAGCUGUAACCAACAAGUCACUACUAGAAACUUGCAACAAUGGGAAUUUGCUGCUGUGAUGCAGUUUCCAGAUAUGGAAGUGAAAGCUUCAGCAACUUGGGUCAAGGGGUUUAAACAAAGACAUAAAAUUGAACAGAGUAAGGUUACAAAAUUUGUAUCGGGAAGAGAGACUGCUACUAUUGAGGAAACACCUGCUGUGGCAGAGAAUUUUCGUCACCAGACUCGAGCUCUUAUCCCCAACUACAACAACUUUGUUAUCUACUCCGAUCAGACAGGCUGCCAGCAUCAGUCGACAUAUGACCGAACCCUAGAACACCAAGGGUCAAAAGAGUAAAUUUCUCAUGCUGACUGCCAACUCUUCAGUGGGGCUCCUGCUACUUCUACAACACAAAGAUAUCAUAACUAAACUUUUCCAACAAAAUAUUAAUGAAAUUCCAUCCUUUACUUCAUAUUUCUUAUCUUCAGUUAUCCCCAACAUUUGCAAUGCUCUGGAUGUUACUGUGGAGAUCUGCUUAUUGUUGUCUCAGUUGUCAUGGUGCAUUGAACGAAAUGAUGCAAGGUUGUGGAAUAAGAAACAGCAACAACUGCUUAAUGCUGUCUUUUCUACUGCCACAACACUAACAGGAGCAAAAGGCAUCUUGGAUGUACCACCAGAAAAAUUAGAGACAGUGCCAGAAGAUAAUGUAUUUCCAUACAAGCAAAUAUCAGAGUUAAUUUCUCUGGAAGAUAGAACAGAACCUUGGCAUAGUUUAUGCUUGUGGAUGUUACAAGGAUUAAAUGCAAAUCUAGACGUUUGUUUGCAUAUAGAAACAAAUUUUGGGAUAGAGAGCAAGCUUCUACAGCUGCAAGAGGAAAAUGCUAGAGCAAAGAGUGAUAUUAAUCAAGAUUUGUUGAAACCUAAUAAGUUGCACAUUGUUGUUGACAAGUGCAGUCUCUUACGGCAUUGUAUUCUAUUUCGCCUUUAUGCACCAAGCGGACCAAAUGAAUGUAUUGCUGUAUCCUGCAAUGAAAUCAAGAGGACCAGUGAUGAAAUUGUAGCUGAACUCAGUACAGUUCCUUUUCUGGACUUUCAAAGGCAUCUUCCAUCACCUGAAUCCCAAGAAACUAGCCAACAUGAAGACAAAAGUGAGUUACAAAGGGUACUCCAAGAUAAAGGACUGCAUGACAGUCAAUGGUUACAGCAAGUACGCAGAGCUUUUAAGGCGUCAUCUGAAAAACAUAUAAACGGUACUGUUGUCCACAGAAUUGUAGGAAAUUUGUCUGAAUACUAUGGAAACUCUAUACCAAGUAUUGAUUGGAGUAGUUCUGCAGAUCAUAGCUUAUGGCCAGAGGAACAGCUUGGGAUUCGUAUGACUGUGAGAUAUGGCAUAGCAGUGAAACUUCUGGAUUCCCAGCAACAACAUGAACGUAAUAUUACUCUUAUGCUCAGAGCUGGUAUUACUCGAAAUAAAUUUGAGUUCCAAAGAUUUGACUGGUUUGCAGCAUCUGUAUAUAUACUGUGCUCUGGUAAUAUGGAGAGAUGUAUCCAGUUCUUGGGAAAUGCAGCUAACCUACCAUGUUCACCUUUGAUUUGGCCAGCAAUGGCUGAACAUAUUGGAUAUUCAAAUAUUAAUCUUGCAUUCUGCCAUGUCUUGGAAUACACAGCAGAUAGAGAGAUUCCUGAAGUUUGUGCAGCAAUGAAAAUGUCGAACGUACCAUGGGCACAAAUUUGUUAUUCAUGGGUUGCCCAGAAUUUUUGGUCUAUACUGGACUGGGCUCAGAUCUGUCAGUGGCUACUACUGUGCAUGCUCUAUCCACCAGAAAUUAUUGUUUACUUUUGUGUCAGUUUAAUCCAUCAUAUACAAUCACAUAUAUUAGAUGCUGCAGCCUGUGGCGAAAUUUGGAACUGCCUAAAGGACCCUCCAUUUUCAAAAUAUAAAGUGAUUGAAAAUAUACAUUACAUGGAGAAACUAUUGAAGAACUAUCAAGCAGAUUCAUUAACAGAAUUACUCAAAUACACAAAGUUAAGCAAUAAAGAUGUAUAAGAUGCACCAAUAAUAAAAAUUAUGGAAUUU
Messenger RNA from Schistocerca cancellata (South American locust), 4253 nucleotides. Its product is annotated as protein broad-minded-like. Bases 2541 to 4223 code for a protein of 560 amino acids. The record is from RefSeq and is a predicted model, not a curated record. Lineage: Eukaryota; Metazoa; Arthropoda; Insecta; Orthoptera; Acrididae. The transcript is spliced from 10 exons.